This is a messenger RNA of Rotaria sp. Silwood1, 981 nucleotides long. Lineage: Eukaryota; Metazoa; Rotifera; Eurotatoria; Philodinida; Philodinidae. The record is from the annotation of a GenBank genome assembly.
AUGAAUUUAAUAUUAUCAGAACCAACUGCACAUUGUCAUGCUUCUAACCUCAGUGAUCUUCGGAUCAUCAAACUACAAAAUGAAAUUAAAGCUUGUGCUGCUACAACUGACGAAGCAUCCAGUAGUAUUCUUUAUUCGGCUUUGCGAUCUUUUUCUUUAAGUGCAGCUGUUGCUUUGCCACGAAAUGAAACAUUGAUGCGUACAAUUCGUCGACAACUUACAGUUAUUUCUUCAGAUAGUACUAGUCAACUUCUGGCCAGUUUGAAAAAAACAGAUCAUGGUGAAGAUUUUUUAUUAUACGAAAGCGAUGAACUAAUGAGCUUUACGACGAAAGCUAAUUUAUCUGUAUUAAAAAAUUGCAAACAUUGGUUUGCUGAUGGAACUUUUAAAAUGAGUAUCAAAUGUAAUCUUUCUAAAGUAAAUUUAUGGCCUGCUGAUUUAGAAGAAGAUGAUUUUGAACCAAUAUUAAUUUUAACAGAUUUUGAACCAGGCACCAUUAAAUCAGUUCAAUCAAUGUUUCAUGGAGUUUUACAUAAAGGUUGUCUCUUCUAUUUUAGCCAGUGUAUUUGGCGCCAGAUACAAUCAAGAGGUUUAUCGACCAAAUACCAAGAUGAUGAACAUUUUGAUUUAAAUGUUAAAAAAUUAAUUUCUUUAGCAUUUGUUCUACUCGUCGACGUUGUUAAAAGUUUUGAUUUAAUUGCAGAAAAUUUUGACGAUGAUGCGGAAGAUUUUAUUGACUAUUUCGAAAAAGUCUGGAUUGGCGAACCAAAACAAAGAGAAAUCGGUCAAAAAAAACCGCAGUUUGAACAUGCGCUGUGGAACUUAUAUGAUCGUGUUGUCAGUGAUUUACCACGGUCAAAUAACUCGGUGGAAGGAUGGCAUAAUGCUUUUGCAAAUCGUGUCUCCAUUACUCAUCCAUCAAUUCCAAAAUUGGCAGUCAAAAUUCAAAAUCGAUAUUGCUCAAAUUCGACAAGAGGUUGA